Molecule: messenger RNA, 748 nt
Organism: Cebus imitator (Panamanian white-faced capuchin)
Lineage: Eukaryota; Metazoa; Chordata; Mammalia; Primates; Cebidae
Product: 40S ribosomal protein S7-like
Exons: 2
Coding region: 203-733 (176 amino acids)
Biological process (GO): rRNA processing; translation; ribosomal small subunit biogenesis
Cellular component (GO): 90S preribosome; cytosolic small ribosomal subunit; ribosome
Molecular function (GO): structural constituent of ribosome
Source: RefSeq, a predicted model, not a curated record
AGAAAGAAAAGAAAAAAAAAUUCAGGUGUCAAAACAAUAUGGAUAGUAGAAUCCUAUUUUUAAAGGUAAACAUACAUCCACAUACGUAUGUAUUUAUGUGUCUAUAUACGUGUAGACAAAAAAGACUGGAAAGGUCUACCCCAAACCAUUAAGAGUGAUAUUAUUUGCUUUUCCUAAGUCGGCGCUCACCAAGGAGAAAGCCAUGUUCACUUCGAGCACCAAGAUCGUGAAGCCCAAUGGCGAGAACCCAGGCGAGUUCGAGUCCAGCAUCUCCCAGGCUCUUCUGGAGCUAGAGAUGAACUCAGACCUCAAGGCUCAGCUCAGGGAGCUGAAUAUUACGGCAGCCAAGGAAAUUGAAGUUGGUGGUGGCUGGAAAGCUAUCAUAAUCUUUGUUCCUGUUCCUCAACUAAAAUCUUUCCAGAAAAUCCAAGUCCGGCUAAGGAGAAUUCUGCCUAAGCCAACUCGAAAAAGCCAUACAAAAAAUAAACAAAAGCGUCCCAGGAGCCAUACACUGACAACUGUGCACGAUGCAAUCCUUGAGGACCUGGUCUUCGCAAGUGAAAUUGUGGGCAAGAGAAUCCGCGUGAAACCGGAUGGCAGCCGGCUCAUAAAGGUUCAUUUGGACAAAGCACAGCAGAACAAUGCGGAACACAAGGUUGAAACCUUUUCUGGUGUCUAUAAGAAGCUCACAGGCAAGGAUGUUAAUUUUGAAUUCCCAGAGUUUCAAUUGUAAACAGAAUGACUAAAU